GCCGGCAGCAGGGCCGGGCGGCGGAGGCGGCCCUCGCCGCGCCGCGGCCAUGGAGCCCGAGCAGCUGCGCCUUUCCGCGGCCGCACAUGGCCAUGGAGGCUAUGAUUCUGAUUUUAGUGAUGAGGAGAGUGGAGAGAAGUCUCUGCAAAAGACUAAAAGAAUACAGGAAGAUGCCCUUCUGAUAAAGCCAUUCCAAAAACCAAAACAAGGCAGUGUGGUUCACAGACAAUUUGCCACUGAAGAAUGUGAUAGGGAAGAAGCAAGAAAAAGAAGAUUUCACUUGAUAUCGAUGGAUGCUUAUGAAAGACAUAAGAAGUUUGUGCAUGACUACAUUUUAUACUAUGGCGGCAAAAUAGAGGAUUUCCGAAGAUCUGGAGCAAAUGACAAGACAGAUCUUGAUGUUAUUAGAGAAAACCAUAGAUUCCUGUGGAAUGAAGAAGAUGAAGCAGACAUGAAUUGGGAGAAGAGGCUUGCAAAGAAGUAUUAUGACAAAUUGUUCAAAGAAUACUGUAUAGCAGAUCUCAGCAGAUACAAAGAAAAUAAGUUUGGAUUUCGAUGGCGACAUGAAAAAGAAGUAAUUUCAGGAAAAGGUCAGUUUUCCUGUGGAAAUAAACACUGUGAGGAGAAUGAAGGCCUGAAGAGCUGGGAGGUGAAUUUUGGUUACGUUGAACAUGGUGAAAAGAGGAAUGCACUUGUAAAAUUGAGACUAUGUCCAGAAUGUUCCCACAAGCUAAACUUCCAUCACCGGAGGAAAGAAGUCAAAGCAUACAAGAAAAGAGGCACAGCUGCACAGAACUCCAAGGAGCCAAAAAAUAAGAAGAGAAAAUUGUCUCGUUCAGCAAAAAAGAAGUCCAAAAAAAAGACUGGUAAAGAUCAGGUUUCUUCAGACGAUUCAGAUAAUUCUGAUAAAGAUUCAGAUGACAGCAGUGCUGAAGAUGGUCCUUCAGAAGCUGACUCUUUGAAAGGUCCUCUACGAGAAGCAGAUGAAAAAUCACGGGAAGAGGAGUUUCAUGAGUAUUUUCAAGAUUUAUUUCUCUAAAACUUGCAUUUGUUGUUGGCUGAUUUUCUUCAUGAGUUGUCAAGAUGGAAGUCUGGAAAUCCAGUCAUAAUUUUCCAGAGAUCCCUAUCUGCCAGCAUACUUUUUCUACAGUCACUCAUAUGGACCAUUUGGGUGGAUUUUCUUUGUAGAAGGAUUUAAAUCUAAAAACUUUAUUUCUUGUAGUAGGCUGCAUACUCUUGAAACAAGAGAAAUAAUUUUUCAGUUCAGUGCAAAAUAUAUAUGGCACCCAAACUUAUACAAACAAGAAUAUAGUUUAUUAACAUUACAACAAGGAAGUUCACUGCUUUUUAUUUGAUCUCAAACUUCAGUUAUUGCCAGAUUUUUGUAAAGGAGCAUUUUCUAAGAUUGUGUGAGUAGUUUAAAGCCAUACACUUUAUUUAUAUUUUUAAUUUAUUAAACAGGAAUAAAUAGCCUUAAAUUUAUUGGCUAUUUAGAUUUUAAUAUUUGGGUAUUAAUCUCUGUAAAUAUUUUCAAAUGCUAUUGGAGAACAUCACAUUUUGUCAAAUAUGUAUUCUAUCUCUCCUGCUCCUUUAAAAAGUUCAGUUUAUUGUGACUUUCUUUUAAAUUUUAGUUGUAAUGUGAUAUGUCUUACAAUUCCACCUAUAAAAAUAUGUUUGACUGGUGAAAUUUUUGGUGUAAAAAAUAACAUGCAGCUUUCUACUGGAGAUGUGCGUGACUUUCAUGUUAUCUGUGGCUUCUGAUCUCCUUCCCAUUGACUGAACGUUAAUCCUUCUUUCACGUGUAAUCCUGAAUUUACAAAUAAAGCCUGUAUAUUGCUUGAGAAACGUACUGGAUUCAUCUUCUUUCACUUGCAGCACAUCUUUAAACAUUCAUUCAGUCAUGUUUCCAAAGAAACAGACUGCACAUGAAAAAGUACUAUGCCAAUAUAUUUUCUGUCUGGUGAAAAUUACUUUGUAUAUGAGGUCACACUUUUUAAAAUUAAGUUUUCAUGUUAAUCUGAGUAAGUUAGUGUUGUAUAAAAUAUAUUUUUGAUAAGUACUUCUCACUGUAGGCGUAGAAAGUAUUUCUAGUAAGUAUUUGAUGUGGACACCAAAACAGCAGAGAUGGUUGUAGUGUAUUUAUGAACAUUUCACAUGCACUCACAUGAAUAAGUUAAGAACUCUAUUUACAAGUAUUACUUACUAUAAUUACAUUUUAAACAUUUUGUACUUACAUAAUAGAUGUACAAGGACAUAUUUAGGGCGUCCUUGAGUAAGAAAUAAACGUAUCCUUGCAUGAAGGCUUCUUUAGGUAAGAAGGGGGAUUUAAAGGUUAAUUCUCUGUCAUCUUGCAAGCUUGGCUGAGAGUCAAAUCCAAUCUGCAGCAAUCUGCUUAAACGUGUGCAACUUGCCCCAAGGGGCUUCUGUCGACUGCGUUGCUAUUUUUGUUGCUUCAAGUAUUGUAUAUUAAUUAUAUGUUCUGAAUAACUAGCUUCUCUUUGGGUCUUUAACAUACAGUUAUAAAAAGUUACACUAUACAUAUUAAAUACAUAAUUUAAUACAGUUUAAACAAAAUUACAUUAUCAGACAACCUUGAAAUGGUUUUCUUUAGCAGCGGCAUUUAAUACAGAAACUAACGUGAUACCCAGUUCUAUGUCAUAACUGUUUGCAUAAAAUACUUGGUUCAUUUACAAGUCAGAAUGUGGUGAGUGUUUGGAGGUUUUUUGUGGAUUCCUUUAAUUUUGAGUGAGAAAUGUGCACAGUUAUCUCUGUUCACAGAGCAUUCUUAGAAAGGUUUAUAAGUAGCAAAUUGCUCAUUCUCCUUCUGUAUGGGUACGGAGGGUCCUUCAGAGGAAAGAAAAAGGUCUGCUUUGUUCAAAGGAGCAGGAAAAGUGGCAGGAUUGAGUCUGAAUGUUGAAUUUCUCUAUUGCAGGAGUUGCAUUUGACAUCCACCUCCUUAGAUUUGAAACUGGUUCCAGUGAAUACUCAGGUGUGUGUCUAACAUAGUGGCCAUUUGCCCUCCUUCAUGGAGGAGCUGGCUUCCCGAGUGGAAGGUACGGAGUGGACUUGGGGGGGAAGGUCAGUGUUCAUGAAGAGCUAAUUUGUGUGCACUCUGUCUACUUGGUUUCUUGUUAUCUGGUAGAAACACAGGUAAUGGCAAUUUUGAUGUGCUUUACUUCUGCUUUGCUCUCCCUCAGAAGAUUAAAUUGAUGCCAAUUAAUUGGUUUUCAAAUACUUUAAUUUAUUGCAUUUUGAAAGAGAUGCACUGGGAGUAUGUGAGCUUUUAAAAUGCCCUUGAAGGCAGAUCCUGCUGUAGAUAUGCUGGUGUAUCUUAGUAAACUUUUACUUGUGUGUAAAGUAUGACGUUUGUGGUCUGCUAUUUUACAUUUUUACAAUAAAAGCUGCUUAGUUUAGGAACUGUG
This is a messenger RNA of Melozone crissalis (California towhee), 3422 nucleotides long. RefSeq names its product protein FRA10AC1. The transcript is spliced from 14 exons. Gene Ontology annotation, biological process: dephosphorylation. Lineage: Eukaryota; Metazoa; Chordata; Aves; Passeriformes; Passerellidae. Gene Ontology annotation, molecular function: phosphatase activity. Bases 50 to 1039 code for a protein of 329 amino acids. The record is from RefSeq and is a predicted model, not a curated record.